Molecule: messenger RNA, 465 nt
Organism: Trichomonas vaginalis G3
Lineage: Eukaryota; Parabasalia; Trichomonadida; Trichomonadidae
Exons: 1
Coding region: 1-465 (154 amino acids)
Source: RefSeq, a predicted model, not a curated record
AUGAUUGACAGGAGAAUGUCAUUAACACCACUUCUACCAACUUCUACCUUCGAACAAAAGAAGAAGCCAGCAAAGCAGAGUCAAAAGGACUAUGAUGAUGUACAAAAACGCAUUGUCAGAACAGGAGUUCAAAUGGGCCACGUGUCUAGGUACAUAGAAAAAAUUUUUGGUUGCUAUGUAACAUCAUCUUUCUUAAUAAAUAUAGCUGCAAUAGUUUCCACUAAAAAUAAUAUUAAAAUAGAUAAAUUAGCGAGGAGAAACAGAUCUGCACUCCUCUGUUGGUUUGCUGAAAAUUGGACUCAUGUGUAUCCUGUAAUACACGAGCUCAUGCAAAAAUUCAUAUAUUCUGGAAUGGAUGUUAAUAAGAAGAAUUAUCCUCAAGAGAUGAUACAAGAGCCUCAGAAUAACGAGAACGAAAUUCUCGAUCCUUCUGACUUAUCACAGCUUAUCAAUCACCAUGAAUAG